ACUCUCAAAAACCUAAUAAUAACCAAUCUCUUCCCAAAAUGGCCGCAAGAUCAAGAGUGACAAGAUCCGGUCGAUUGAACCCUGAUUCUGAAUCAGGGCAAGUUAUUGAUGUUCCUUUUCAUGCAGAUGUGGUGAACCAAUCUCUUCAAACACCUUCAAAUCCUCCUGUGGUGAACCAAACCGUUCAAACACCUGUGAAUCCUCCACAAAUGACUCCUACUAGGAACCCUGGAAAGGAGAAAGAACCCCAGGAACUACCAAUGUGUGAUAUUGUUACGAUGAUGGUCAAGAGAGCUAAGUGGAUUGCCAGGGGACUGAGGCGUAACAUUGAGGAGGUUUUAUAUUUGGAUUGCGAGGAACAAAGAACUCUGAUUCUCAGGCUUCUGGAGUUACAUAAUCCAAUGAGGGAUGAUCUAUAUACUGACGAAGUAAUUGAUGAUAGGAUUAGUCUUUCCCAAACUCCCGACAGUUCUUCAUCAUCUUCUGAGGAUGUUCCUUCAAUUGUUGGUCGUAGUGGAUGAUUGUAGAUAAUUUACUUGUUUAAGUCAUUCCAGCUUAUGUUUAUGUAGACUUUUUAGCAUGUUUAAGUUAUGGAUUUGGGUGAUUUA
This is a messenger RNA of Papaver somniferum (opium poppy), 608 nucleotides long. RefSeq lists its product as uncharacterized. NCBI's taxonomy places the organism in Eukaryota, Viridiplantae, Streptophyta, Magnoliopsida, Ranunculales, Papaveraceae. The coding region runs from base 39 to 521 and encodes 160 amino acids. The record is from RefSeq and is a predicted model, not a curated record. The transcript has 3 exons.